This is a messenger RNA of Monascus purpureus, 2961 nucleotides long. NCBI's taxonomy places the organism in Eukaryota, Fungi, Ascomycota, Eurotiomycetes, Eurotiales, Aspergillaceae. The record is from the annotation of a GenBank genome assembly.
UUCUGCUUUGUAUCUCUCUCUUUCUCUGUCCAUAACAAUAAUAAUAAUAUUUCUGUCCCCAACUCAUCGUUGACUGAUCGUGGCACUGGCCAGACCAGGUCUGCUUCCUUGGGUCCACCGAAUUGCCGCAGAAAAACCCAUCGAUCUGCCCCCGUUCUCGUUCUCGGCCCCCCCUUCUCCUUGCCCCUAAUUAGUGCGCAGUUCCAUUGGCGCUUGUUUGUUCUGGCGGCUGUCUCCGUCGAUUCUCCCAAGGGAACUUGAACCAGAAACUCGCUCCAGUCUGGACGUCUAGGCCUUCUUAUUAUCUGCUCUUGUUCCCUCAUCCCGUUUCUUCCCUGAUUUGUUUUUAUUUAAUUUAUAUUUUCAUUACGCAUAGUUUAUUUUAUUUUAUUUUGUUUUGUUUUGUUCUGCGUUGCUUGUUUUGUUUGCUCUCUGCCCGCCCCCUGAUUUCCUGCCUACUUUACUACUAGUCGCUACUAGCUGGGUGGCCCGUUUCGUGUGGUUUCCCAAACUCGUGCACGGCAGCUGCUGAUAUUUUCCCCCCACUUUUUGACGCUUCCCCCCCUGCAUCCCGUCAUCCGUCGCCUCAAACCCUCUGCCUCGGUCGCAGGAGACACAAGCUAUCCUCGUCAUUCCCAUAACUUCCCUAUCCUUCCGUCUGUCCAAUGGCGUCAUCUUCGUCUAACGUCGUGGGCGUCCACUAUCGGGUGGGGAAGAAAAUCGGUGAAGGGUCGUUCGGUGUCAUCUUCGAAGGCACGAAUCUCCUGAAUAACCAGCAGGUUGCCAUCAAAUUUGAACCUCGCAAGAGCGACGCUCCCCAGCUCCGCGAUGAAUAUCGGACGUACAAGAUCCUGGUUGGGUGCCCCGGCAUUCCCAACGUCUACUACUUCGGUCAAGAAGGGUUGCAUAACAUCCUCGUCAUCGACUUGCUCGGACCCAGUCUCGAGGAUCUCUUCGAUCAUUGCAAUCGACGGUUUACCAUUAAGACGGUCGUAAUGGUGGCCAAGCAGAUGCUUUCCCGCAUCCAAACCAUCCACGAGAAGAAUCUCAUUUACCGCGAUAUCAAGCCAGAUAACUUCCUCAUUGGCCGCCCGGGCACGAAAGCCGCCAAUGUCAUCCAUGUCGUCGAUUUUGGCAUGGCAAAGCAGUAUAGAGACCCCAAGACCAAACAGCAUAUCCCAUACCGUGAACGCAAGUCGCUGUCGGGUACAGCACGUUACAUGAGUAUCAAUACUCAUUUAGGACGCGAGCAGUCACGACGGGAUGAUUUGGAAGCACUGGGCCAUGUUUUUAUGUACUUCUUGAGGGGCGGUCUCCCAUGGCAGGGAUUAAAGGCGGCUACGAACAAGCAAAAGUACGAGAAAAUCGGAGAAAAGAAGCAGACGACUGCGAUUAAAGAUCUCUGCGAUGGCUAUCCAGAUGAAUUCAACAAGUAUCUGACCUACGUUCGCAACCUCGGUUUCGAGGACACUCCCGAUUAUGACUAUCUGCGAGACCUCUUCACUCAGGCCCUGAAGAACACAGGGGAAGUUGAAGAUGGGGAGUACGACUGGAUGAAGCUGAACAACGGUCGAGGUUGGGAACACAAGCCGUCUUUUUCCUCCCAACAGCUGAACAGUCCACUCGUUAACCCUGGCCGCGACACGCACGGGACCCCGCUGCGCGUCCCCCGGGCUGGCGUGACGGCGGACCGUUUAAACGCUGCACAACCCCCACCACCAUCUCCGGCAAAACCUGGACCGGGGAAGACACGCGACCGGCCAAGCGGGUCAGGCGGGAUGCCAGCGAAACGUUCGAGCGGAGCUCUAGAUGGAGCAGCGACGUCAGCCUCUCAUCAAGCGCAAUUCGCAAAUUCGAGUGCCACUCACCAUGCUCGCAUAAGCAGUCCUAUGGUAAACAGCCCGCAGGCGCAGGGCGUUCAAGCGAGCAAUGAAUCCCAACCCAAUUUUUUGCAGAAAGUGAUGAGGGCUCUAUGCUGCGGUUGAGACCAGUUUAAUUCCCAUUGUACAUCUAUACUUACAUUCUGGUCGGAAAUCCUUAUCAAUCAUUCUGUUCGCCUCGUUAUUACGAGACUUGCAUACCAGCAUACCAUGUUCCUUUUUGUUCUCCAGGGUCUUCCGUUCUUCCGUUUCCCCUUUUUCUAUAAUCCCCCUUUCUUCUUCGGGCUCGCUCGCGAAUGAGGCUUACGGCCGUCAUGGAACUGUCUCAUGUUUUCAUAUGUCUCAUGACCUGCGUGAAAGCGGUUCUUUUCCCACCCACUGAUGCUUGCAUUGCCCCAGCUUGCCUUUUUUUUUUUUGCUGGAUCUCACCAAAAACAUAACCCCCCACCUCGAAAGGUCCGACUGUCGGUAGAGCAGCCCUAUUGUCUUCGAUGUCUCCUCGCUCAUACGGUGUUUUGGUUCGGAACGGCGAAGCUUGCAGAUUUCAUUUGACCUCCUUCUUUCCCCCGCUCCCCAUAAUCUCGGACGCGGACUAUAAUACUAGAAUUCUAUUUCCCGCUGAUUACCUCGUGUGGCUGUUUUCUUUUCGGUCCGUUCUCAUACUAUUCUCCUCGACACCUAAUAACCUGCUAGCUUUGGACUGGGGUGCUCAUUGACUAGCUCUUUGUUGGCGGUGCCAAUGAUGAAAAGAAUCGGCUCGGCAAUGGGACAAGGAGCCUUGAUUCUUGAAUGGGUAGCAUGUCGGUGCGAAGUUAUUGUCAUUUCAAGUGGUUGAAUACGUGCAGGUUGGACAUGUGGAGCAAUCCCACCGGUUCGCCGGUUCAUCGAACCAGGGGGGUCUAUGACUACUGCGCGCGGACUUAGCUCUCCCAAGGAAACGGUAGCAUCGUUCUGUUGAAUUAGAGUGGUCUUUUUUUUUUUUUUUUCUGAUAUUUUGAAUGGGUCGAGUCAUUCCGCGUGACCUUCACUUUAUGGGCGUGUUCAGUGGCAUUGAUCUUAUAACCCAUUCAGGGGUUUACAA